Molecule: messenger RNA, 8001 nt
Organism: Argiope bruennichi
Lineage: Eukaryota; Metazoa; Arthropoda; Arachnida; Araneae; Araneidae
Exons: 3
Coding region: 312-2999 (895 amino acids)
Biological process (GO): regulation of transcription by RNA polymerase II
Molecular function (GO): DNA-binding transcription factor activity, RNA polymerase II-specific; RNA polymerase II transcription regulatory region sequence-specific DNA binding
Source: RefSeq, a predicted model, not a curated record
UGUGCCAGCUUCUUCAGAGAAACAAGCCCUCAGGGUAGACCCCGGAUCUUAGAAGCACGUGGUGGUGGGAACUCAUGGAGCGGCUCCAGAUGACGCCAGCUGGAACAUCUUUUUGAUCUGUUUUCGACUUCAUGAAAGAAGGAGUGAAUAAUUACUAUUCAUUUCGCUUGAAAACGCUUCCGAUAUGAUUCAUUCCUUUUUGUUUGCUUCCACAAGUGAUAGCAUUAUAAUUUCAAAAGGUGCUGAAGUUAUUGACCUAUUCUUGAGAUCUACAGGAAAAUUUUCAAGAUGAUCCCUGCAGAUUAUAUUAAAUGGCGACAAUGUCCACUUCGUGUGUAACUGAAAUCAAAUCGUGUAUAAAUUACAAAUGCAAGACGCCAAGCCAAUUGUCUAAUUUACAUUCUUGCGAAACUUUAAACGAUUCGAAAAUGGCUCCACUUGUUGAACAAGAGAAAAAUAAUGGAAAUGAUGUUCUGGCAGCAGAGCAUCCUGAUGAUCAUUACACUUCCACGGAAACAAAUUCAUCGGAGAAUAAUUCUGAUGUUCAUCCAGAUGACGAGGACAGUAUUAAUAAACUGAGAAAUCUUCCUUUAAACGAUAAUUCACCAAACGUAAACGGCUCGCUAAGCAAUGAUCACAGAUCACUAUCUCAGCUUCCACUGGAUUAUGUUUGUUCUAUUAAAUUUCCAAGGAGGAAUGCCAGAACAAUAAAUGGCAUGAAUAAACUUGCCGAUUCAUCUGUGAAUGGCAACGAUAAACUCGUGUUUGACGGGUUUUACCGCUGCCACAAAUGCGACUUUGUUGGUCGCAACGACGAUGAACUGCACGAGCAUGCUCUUAGGCAUGAUCCAUAUGAAUGUGGUUCUUGUGGAUUUUUGGCUGAUUCUCAAGAUAGUCUUCAAAUGCACUUGAGGGAUGAUCAUUCUGAUAUUCCUGUCUCUCUGUGGGAUGAUCACAUCCUAUUCCACGAAACUACUGUCGAGUCUUCACCAAAGAAGACUUCUAAAGUAAAGCCAUUUGAAGAGAAUAUUGAUAAGCCAAGGAAGACUCCUUGCAAGAUAUGCAAUAAUUUUACAGGUAACAGUAAAAUGGAAUAUUACGCGCAUCUCAGAGACGUGCAUUCAGAAACCGGGAAGUUACUCCAUUGCGAUUUGUGUCCUUUCAUCGCCCUGUACAAACAUCACUUGGAAUAUCACUUCAGAAAUCAUUAUGGAUCAAAGCCAUACAAGUGUGACAGAUGCGAUUACUCCUGUGUCAACAGAUCAAUGCUAAACAGUCAUUAUAAGUCGCAUUCUGAUGUCUAUCAGUAUUCAUGCAAAAAUUGCUCAUAUAUGACCAAGUACCUUCACAGCUUGAAAAUGCAUUUAAGAAAGUACAACCAUCAACCAGGACGUGUUCUCAAUCCUGAUGGAAGCGUCAACAGCAAUACAAUCAUUGAUGUGCAUGGUAAGAGGCGGGGACCAAAAAGCAAGAAACGAAAGAGUGACACUGAUCUGGUGCCAGAAGGAAGAGAAUCGCCAAAAUCCAAGUCUUCGCCAAGCCCUCCAUCUUCUAGCUUUAACCCACAUCCAUCUCAGAAUAUCCGAAUUAUGUACAAUCCCCAUAUUUAUAAUAAUUACACGGGGAAUUUGUAUAUAAGAUCAGGAGCCUUAGAAGCUACUAAUUAUAUGUUGCAUUCGCCGCCAAACAUUGGAAGAUACCCAUUCAGAUGCGCUUAUUGUGAAUUCGUGGCGGAUUCUUUUGAAAUGUAUCAUUAUCAUAUGUGCUCUCACGUAAAUCAAGAUCAAAGUGGAAAUGGUGGUUUAAAAAAUUUUCCUUUUAUUGGACCACCCCCCAGUUUGAAUUCUCUAGAUUUUGGAACUCAUUUCAAUACCGAACCGUUCUCUAGGAACAUUAUGAACCAAUCGACUGUUGUUGACAGGAAAAAUGCUGGCGAGAGUCGAAACAAGGAUGCUACAGAUAAAGAUACUCAUUUCCAGAAUUUUAAGAGCACAGUGAACAGCUUCGAAUCGCCUGAGAAUAGUAUUGUGAAUCCAAAAGAAUCAUCACUUAACCGAAGGGCUAUACGUAGGCCUGUCUCUCCUUUUAACGAUCAACAGCUUCCCAAACGAAGAUAUCAGAAACGUAGGGAAAAUAGAAUUAAAUCAAAUACUCCUUCACCAAACGCAACAUUAACAGUAAAAGAAGAAAUUUUUGAAGCAAUGAAUGGAAGUGAGAGUCCAUUCGCAAAUAAUCCUACUGACAGCAUACCGUUAGACCUUAGUGUGAAACAGAUGAUAUCUCCAGAAACGAAAAGCAAUGAAACUUCAUCGUACCGAUUUCAGCUUCCGGGAGGUAAAGCCAUGACAACAUUGGGUCGAUCCUCAUCAGCCAGUCCACAAUUCGGAAAUGGAGAAUCUAAAGCGAUUGCUCAAAAAACUAAUCGCAGAAAAGGAAAAGCCUUCAAAUUAAAUCAGUACACGAUCGAGAGUGAUCCGGUUUCAGACGGCAUUGAAAAUGAAUUAGAGAAAAUGAGUGUUUUGUAUGAAAGCUAUUAUUCCAAUGAAGCACAAGGGAAGCCAACUUUUGGAGCUGAAAUUAAAAAGAGUGUACCGAGGAUAAAUUUCAAACCAACUUUGAGCACGGCGAAAUGGGAUGGGCACAACUUCCUUGAAUCAAGGCAAUCAGAAUACGAAUUUGUGCCACAAAAGCCACCACCUCCUCUUACUCCACCCAAAUUGGAGCUCGUUUAUAAAGAACCGAAACAGGCUGCACAGCAAGCGAACGGGCGAAGAGCCUGGGAGAGAUCAAACGAUUCCUGGUGUUCGAGUUGUUGCAUAGAUACAGGGAACGCUUUCUUGCUGCAACUCCACUCUUCUUAUCACACGGAGGGCGAUCCAUUCACUUGCGCCAAGUGCGGAUUGAGGUGCGACGAUAAAGUUCGUUUCAACUCGCACAUUAUUUCAGGUUCUCGUAUCAAUGGGAACUGCAUCAACGCCAUAGAAGAAUGUGAAUCGUAAAACAAUCAAAGAAUGAAGUUCCUGUUCGUGUCUCAUGUUCCCUUUUCAACACUUAAUUUAUUCGGAAACAUAUCUAUGUUGUGAUAAGAUUCGUCUUGUGUAAUAAGGACUCAAAAAAUAAACUGUAUUUUUUCAUGGAAGAAAGUAUUGCGGACAAGGAGAUUCUGAAAUUCAUUUGUUAGAUAUCAAAAUGUGCAUUUCCCUCCUCCCGAAGAAUUCUUUUCUCAUUUAAAAUGUGUGUGGUACUUGAUGUAGGAAAAUCAACUGAUAUUAGUUACAAACUGUUGUACUACUUUCACAAUCAAUGACAGAAAGAACGACUUUCUUAUGGAUGCUGUCAAUACUCUCAAUCGAACAUCUUAUUUAUUUGAAAGAUUAGUGUUUCACACAAACAUUAUUGGAGAAAUGUAGCUUUUUUUUAAAAAUGAAAAUCGAUUUACAGAUUGGGAAAUCUUAUUUAAGUUCCUACAGACAAAGAAAUGUAAAAAUAAUACUAGUCGAUGAAUAUUAUUUCUUUGACUAAGCAAUGUAAGUUUUUAUUGAAGAUUAUUGUGUGUUUAAAAAUCAAAAUUCUUACCGCCGUUAUUUUUACCUAUUAUUUACUUUUUUGUUGGAUUUUUUAAUAUACUAUUUGUAAGUACAGUAAGUUUAUUAAUUUGAAGAAAAAAAAUUGCGAGGUGUCUAGUCACUUAUUUUUCUGAACCAACAUAAUUUAAAAUUGCAAUUCAUCAGUUGAUAACUGCAUAUCAAUUAUAUCUAUAAAAUGUAUUUCAUUAACGACAUGAAUUAUUUAUUACAACGUGCAUUAAAAGCUUAGCUAAAAUUUAUUGGUUUGAAAAAUUUUACUAAAAUGAAAUAUUUGUUUUAACAUAAUUUUAAUAUUUUCUUUUAAAAAAUAAAUCCUGUAGGAGUUUAGCAUGCUCAUUUAGCUUCUUUUGACUUUCUGAUAUUUGUUUAAUGCUUAAAACAUUUUAUAUUUAUUAUCAUAAAUAUGUGUUAUAAUCCAAAAUACAAAGAAACAUUUCGGAUGAGAAUAAGGAAAAAAUAUUUUCAAAUUGAUAAAAAUUGGAAUAUUUGAUAUAUGCAUGUUUAAAUUUCAAUCAAUGAAUUAGAGAAUUGCUUUGUAUUGUCAGAAAAGUACACAAUUUCUAGGAAAACAAAUGAUAUUAAAAUGACAAAUGACAUUAAUUUAACAGGCCAAUUAUUCCAUUGUCCAACAUCAAACCAACAACGAUUCAAAAGUGAGAUCCAGUAAAUUCGUAUAAAAUUAAAUAAGUAAAAAUUCAGCGAUUUUUGAUUUAAGUGUCAAUAUUUAUUUUACAGGAAGCUGUUUUCAAAUGAUUUUAUUUCAGCCAAUUAACGAGUUCCUACUUUUACUGACUUAAAUCAUUUGCAGCUUCAUUUUAUAAUUUUAAACUUCAGUUUUGAAGUUGAAGUUUCAAAAAGUAUGCAAUUAAAACUAUUUUACGAAAUUUAAAUUCUAUUUAACGAGCAAUGCUAUAAAAUAUUGCAUCCAUUUUAAAUAGACAAUAUUCAAUGAAAAAGAAUAUUGUUACAUAAAAAUCCUAAGAACAAAUAUCAAUGUGUGUAAGUUGAAAUUUGGAAAAUUAUUUCCGAAUAAGAACAUACUACCUUUGAGAAAUUGAAGGUACAUUUAUUGUUACUGUCGUUUCAAUGUUUCAUGUUUUUCAAAGUUCCUACUUUUCAUUUUUUUUUUAUGUGACUUAAAUAAAUCUGUCAACUUAAGAGCUUUAAUUUGUGUUGGUGCCAAUUGUUUUUACCUGCAAUAUGUAUAAUAUCGUAUGGUCUGUAACUUCAUAAAGUUCCUGUUUUUAAAAGUGCACAUUAUUCUAAAUAUACGGGUUUUUGUAAUAUACGAAGUUAUAAAGCUCUGCAAUGUACGCAUAAUUGCUAUUCAAAUGAUCGAUAGCAUUUCUUUUAAAAUUAGGAAAAGCCUUUUUUCCACUGUGUACAAAAAAUCAUUUUAAAUUUUUCUUGCAUAUUUUAUUCUAAAAUAUUUGGACAAAAGAUAUGAACAGAAUAUUUUUAAGGAGGUUCUUUAAAUAUUCCGUUAUAAUUAAUGCUUCAUAUAAUAGAAUUUCUUUAAAUAUCCCAAAAGAUACAAUGAUAUCUGUAAAUAUAAUGAAGACAAGCAAUUAAGCUUCUUGCAGAGCAUGAGAAUUCUUUUAAAUCGCAGUUAAGAAAUUUAUUGUAGUUCGCAGUGUUAUGGAAUGCCAAACAGAGAGUUGAUCUCGUAGGGUUCUCAGGGACGUGCCUAAAAAGAUUUAAACUAAACCCAACCUGGAGAUCAACUUCCAUCUUGUUGACUGUUAUUUUCAAGUUAGUCAUUACCAUAUUACUGUAUAUAUAUAUAUUUUUUUUUUUUUGUGUCUACAAGUGUUUGAAUAUUCAUAUCCAUAAGAAAUUCUCCAAACGGAUGUGUUCAGAAAUCGAAACUAACUUUGACAAACGUACAUAUUCUAAUGUCGCACUUUAAAUGAUCCAAUCAUUUGUUCAGAAUGCGAAUUCAAUGAAACCACUCUUGCUUCCCAAUCAAAAAUAAGCCGCUUUAAAGGACAAGAUCAGGUUCAGCACUUUUGUUAACGAAUUUUAAGACUUGAUUAUAAAAUGUACAGAUUUCGAGGAUAUAUAUGAGAAAGAAAUUUCAGUAUAAUUGCUUGUUUGCUUUGAAUGUAUCUUUCAGGGUUUUUCCCCCCUUCGGUGACAUAUUUGUCAAUCGAGUUUUUUAAACUGGAAAAGCAAACCUAUAGAGUUUUCUAAUUGAUUCAUCAUAAUUUUUGAGGAAUGGCAAAAAUAUCUUUAAUUUUCCCAAUAUCUGUUGAGCAGAAAGUUUCAACUGCUGAUGUUUGCAAUCCAUAUCGGGAGCUUUCAGUGCAAAUAAGCGCUCGAAAGGCACAAAAAUUAAUUUUUAAAAAAAUAAAUGCACUCAAUAAAAUAAUUUGUACAUAUAUUGAGCGAAAGAAUUUUAAAAUAUUUAUCUUGGCAGAAAAUUUCUGCAAAAUGUAUUGUUUUUAUAAGCCAUUAAAAUCUUGACAAUCCCUGCGGCGUGGUGGAGUUCGAGUGACCAUUCAUUGAAAUAAUUUUACCGUUCUGGCUGUGGUUCGAAAAUUCCACAUUAAAAAAAAUUGGCGUUUGAGAAGGAUCAUCGUUGUGUAAGAAAGGAUUCGUGGACGGGUUUUACUUUACACAUGUUUUAAAAUUAACAUUCUGGUGUCGAUCGGCUUUAGAAUUAUGUCUCCGCUAGUAGUAACCAUAGGCUACGUUGAUACAAAUUGAUUUAAGCCAGGUUCAGGAGCACUUCAAAUGACUGAUCUUGACUUUAAACAAAUCUCAAAAACUUUGCAGAAUAAAACAAAGCAACUUUAUAUCUUUGGUCGGAAAGAAUAUAACAAAACCUUUUCUAUCAGAAUAGGUAAGUAAAAACGAUGGAGGUAAGAAAAAUAAAAUCUAAAUUAAUAUCGUUUGAAAAAGUAUAUUAUAAAAAUAUUUUCUUCUUAAAAACAUUUGAAUGUGCUUGCUGGCGAAUAGAUAGGCAUGUACCUAUAGGUAUUUGUUAUAUGUACCUAUUCGUAACGAAAAACGGUUCUACGUUAGAGGGUUAAGAUUGCAAUAAAAAGACAUUAAAUGAAUUAAAACGAAGCAAAUCCUUUGGGUUAUUUAUUAAUCAGAACAAGAUAUUUAGGUACGCUGUAUUAGUAGACGCUGUAGAUAUUUAGGUAGUAAUCUGGAUUUUUUACCGGUAAAUUUACUGCAUACAAUUUGAAUGUCAUCUAAAAGCUGAUUUCUGAACACAUCUAAAAUUUCCGAAAUAUUAGUUGUAUGAAAGAAUUGCCUCAUUUUUAUACAUGUAUGUAGAAAUACGUUUGUGUUUCAUAGCAAGAAACUUUGCGAGAUAUUAACAGUCUAGAUUUGCUUUGGUAAAAUCAGAAAAUUGUAAAUAAUUUAUAAAAGAUUUAUGUUAUAUGUAAAACGGGUUAUUUGCUACAUCUUAUGGUUUUGCAUCAUUUUUGCCAUACUUUUUAAAGAAAAAUCCAAACAAUACUUUAAAUCAAUGUCUAAGAACUAUAUUCUUUAUAAAAUAAAAUAAUAACUUUCAAAAGUAACAAAGUGAUGUCAAUGAUUCGAGAAGAAACAAAUGCUCUCUCAAGUUUUAUUUAAAUGCUUCACUUCAUUUUUUGUAAAUAGUAAAUGCUGACAUUCAACAGUUUCUGAAGUACAAUUUUUACAAAUUAUUCAAAUUCCUGAUAGAAUUAUCGGAUAUAUUUAAAUAAAAUAAUUUAAGUGCAAAUUUCACUAACAGUUGCUUAUUGGAAGACAGCAAGAAAAUUGAAAAUAAAGUUAAAAGUAAUAGGGAAAGGAAAAGUAUUGAAGAACGAAAAGUUAAGAACAAGUAGAAAAAAUAAGAGAAAAAAAAGUAUGAAUAAAAUAUCAAUUUAUAAUAAUAAUAAUAAUAAUAUUUAAAUAAGAAAUCUAAUAAUUAUAAUCUUUAAAUAAAAAGAAAAUAUUAGAAUAAGAAAAAAUAUUUUUAAAGAAGUCUAAAAAAAGUAUGGGAAAAGAAAUGCAAGAGAGAAAAUGUGGAUGACUGAGUAAAAAAAAAAAAAAAUGCUCACAAAAGUCUUCUAGUUUUUAAAGUUUAUAAUAAUCCCGGUAAUUUUUUUUUUCAUUCAUUAUUCUUAAAAUGAAGUUAUGUGAUGAGCGUGCAAUUUGUUGAUGUAAUUUCAUUUUUAAUAUUUUGUCAUUUAUUCUGCAUAUACAAAACAGAAAAAAAAGUUACAUCCAGAGAUUCCUAAGUGCAACAAUUCAAGAAAUUUGUAAUUAAGUUUUGAUUUUAUACAUUAUAUAAAAAUAUUCAAUUUUUGUCAAAAUGCAACUUAAAAGAGGCAAAAAUGAUGCGAAGAAAGUGUAUUUGCUUCCUAUGAAUGUUUUGAUGUUAAAUGUGUAUAAUGUAAGAUAAAUUUUAAAAGAAAUUGCCCAGAAUCAA